Elaeis guineensis (African oil palm) is the source of this 2414-nucleotide messenger RNA. NCBI's taxonomy places the organism in Eukaryota, Viridiplantae, Streptophyta, Magnoliopsida, Arecales, Arecaceae. The record is from RefSeq and is a predicted model, not a curated record.
CCUCCUCGACCCCUCGCAGCGAGCGAAAGGGGGAGAGGGAAAAAAAAAAAAAUUCCGGUCUUCCACUCUUCCCUCCGUUCUCGGUAGAGAGAAAGGGUGCAGGAGAUGGAGUAAGAUAGGGAGAACUGGGGUGGUCAGAAAAAAAAAAGGUUUUUUUUUUUUGCCUAGUUUCAUCUCGUUGGGUUUUAUUUUUUUUUUAAUAGAAAUCAUGCUUGGAUUUGGAGUAGACUCGUGAUACCUUUUCUCCAAAGUCUAACCUGAAUAGAGAGUAGAGAGGGCCGAGCUCACGAGGCGGCUGCUGGGGGUUGGAUUGCUCACGGAUCGAGCGGUUCGAUAGUAGGAGCAGCUUCUCCAGUUUAAUUCAAAUAACUUUGAAGAUUCGUGGCGUUGGUUUUGUUUGGUGGAGAUUUCCUUGCAUAUCUUCUAAAUCUUUCAGCUUAGGUGACAUUGGAGAAGAUGAGAGUUUUCAGCCUUGAGAGCGUGAUAGAGGAGUUCGAGACGCUGACAAAGGAUGCCGGCCGCGUCCAGAGAGAGACCCUUAGAAAGAUUCUCGAACAAAAUGGUGAUGCAGAGUACCUGCAGAAUUUGGGCCUUGGAGGAAGAACCGACCCCGAAAGCUUUAAGGCUUGUGUUCCCUUGGUCACUCAUAAGGAUUUGGAGCCCUACAUUAAGAGGAUCAUCGAUGGGGAAACUUCACCUAUUCUCACUGGGAAGCCAAUAACAUCGAUCUCGUUGAGUUCUGGCACCACACAAGGAAAGCCCAAGUUUUUGCCAUUCAACGAGGAACUACUUCAAAAUACCAUGCAGAUCUAUAGGACUUCAUUUGCUUUUAGAAACCGAAUUGGCAAUGGAAAAGCCCUACAAUUCAUCUACAGCAGCAAGCAGGUCAUAACAAAUGGGGGCCUUACCGCUGCAACUGCCACAACAAAUGUGUACCGAAGUGAACAAUUCAAAUGCACAAUGGAGGAUAUCCAUUCUCGGUGUUGUAGUCCUGAUGAAGUUAUAUUUAGUCCAGACUUCCACCAGUCUUUAUAUUGUCACCUGCUAUGUGGACUAAUUUACUCGGCUGAAGUGCAGUUUAUAUCUUCCGCAUUUGCCCACAGCAUUGUUCAUGCAUUUCGAAUGUUUGAGCUGGUCUGGGAAGAUCUUUGUAGUGAUAUCAGACAUGGAGUUCUCUCCAGCAGAAUUACUGUCCCAUCUAUCCGUGCAGCUGUUUGUAAACUUUUAAGUCCAAAUCCCAUGCUGGCAGAUUCCAUAUACAAAAAAUGUACGGGUUUAAGUAACUGGUAUGGUGUGAUUCCAGAACUCUGGCCCAAUGCCAAAUAUGUCUCUGGCAUUAUGACAGGAUCCAUGGAACCAUAUUUGAAAAAAUUGAGACAUUAUGCUGGAAGCUUACCACUUAUGAGUGCUGAUUACGGUUCUUCAGAGGGAUGGAUUGCUGCAAAUGUGAACCCUGGACUGCCUCCAGAAUUGACAACCUUUGCAGUGCUUCCCAACAUUGGGUACUUUGAAUUUAUUCCUCUGGAGAAGCCUGAGGGCCAGGUGCUGGAGAAUUGUGCCUCCAUUCACUAUAUAGAAUCAGAGCCAGUUGGUCUUACAGAAGUUGAGGUUGGCAAAGAGUAUGAAAUUGUUGUCACCAGUUUUGCAGGUUUAUAUCGGUAUAGGCUGGGGGAUGUUGUAAAGAUAGCAAGAUUCCAUAACUCCACACCUGAGCUGCAAUUUAUAUGCCGAAGAAGCCUACUCCUAUCAAUCAACAUUGACAAAAAUACGGAGAAAGACCUGCAGCUGGCUGUGGAAGAGGCAACCAAGCUGUUAGCAGCCGAGAAGCUCGAGGUCGUGGAUUUUACCAGCCAUGUCGAUGUCUCAACAGACCCUGGCCACUAUGUGAUCUUCUGGGAGCUGAGCUCCAGCGCCAGCGAGGAGGUUCUGAGCAGCUGCUGCAAUUGCUUGGACCUGGCUUUUGUGGAUGCUGGCUAUGUUAGCUCAAGGAAGAUUCGUUCCAUCGGGCCGCUGGAGCUCCGCGUACUCAGGAAAGGAACGUUCCAGAAGAUUCUCGAUCAUUAUCUAGUCCUCGGGGCUGCAGUGAGCCAGUUCAAGACACCACGCUUUGUGGGCCCGUCAAACAGCAAGGUCUUGCAGAUCCUGUGCAGGAAUGUCGUCGAGAGCUAUUUCAGUACUGCCUAUGGCUGCUAAAAUCUGUGUAUCGUGCCCCUCCUGUAAUUAUAUUUCUCUGUAUGCCCUGUUAGCUUCCUUGAACCUUGCCUGAACUUGUUGUCAGGGGACAUAGCUCCUAUUUAAGUUUUCAGAGUGUGAUCAUGUAAAAUUGGAGGGACAAUUAAUAUGUGAGUAGUAUCUUGCUGCAUGUCAAGCUUAUUUUAUAAUUCAACAUAUGUUUGAAGAGGUUUAUAGCUUUA